CCCAGAAAUAGUAAUACCACCAACUACGUCUUUGUCCUCCAACGAGACGUCUCACCACCACCACUCUGGUACCAACCGGAGCCGGGGCCGAUUGCGAGCUGCGCCGUCAGAGAUGCGAUAACGGCUGAGCAUCUGAACAAUAUAAUAAUGAUGGAAGCAACAGGCCGAAAGGCCUGCACAUCUAAAUGGGACAGCAUGUCUAGGCCGACGAAUCCCUUAUUGUUAACCGAUCCAUCACCACCACCCUUGACGCAUCCCCAGUCUGAUGGAAUAGCCAAAUUAGCUUGACUGAAGACUUCAGGCGCUUUGACAUAUUAACGGGCAAACACGAUGGCGCCAAACACCCGGCCACCAAGUCUUCCCUUGAUUCCACACUUCGCUCUGGAACUGGAGGAAAAGGCGCAGCUCCUCCCAGAACUGGACGAAAUCCUCAGCUCGACAGGCGAAUCCAGCGCAACACUCGACGAGGAGGACUAUUACCGGCCCUCACACUCUCACAGCGCCCGCAUCCAUAACUCAAUCCACCACCGCCGGGUCUUCCUCCCAUCCCGGUUCCCCUCGGUCAGCAGCAAUGCCCACACGACGGCCUACACCACCCUGCCGCUAUCCCCCCGGCGAUACGACCUCGUCUGUCAGCCACAGCCCUUGCAACUCCCCCCAGCCCAAAAAACCGUGCUCGAGUCCUGGACAAUAACCUACCACCACCCGACGCCGCGCACCCAGCUGCACCUCCGUGCCCUCGGCAUCACCCUCUUCCGCCACUUCGACCGCGAGGAGGGCUCCAUCCUGUCCGUCGUGCCCAACACGCACUUCUCGCAGGACGAGCUCGCCGCGACGGUGGCCAUGCACAAGGCGGCCGUCGUCGCGCAUGUGCAGGAGCCGGGACGCGGGGUGAUGGGGCUGGGAAGAGCGGAGGGAAAGGCGAGGAGGUUUUGCAAGCCGCGGACUGAGGGUGGUAAUAACAAAGCUGAUGGCGGGAGCAGGAGUGGUGGUGGUGUUGGCGGCGGCGGGUGGGUGAAUACGCUGUAUGCUGCGGAUCUGGAGAAGCGGGUCCGGAAGCUGGACUGGAAGGUACAGGAUGAGAUUUAUGAGCUGUUGAGUGACCGCAUGCAGAGCAGCAGCAAUGCGUUUAGGCGGCGGGAUUGGCGGGUGGUGGUGUUGACGGAGGUGCCUGGAGGUGAGCUGACGGACUCGCCGACUGCGUUUGAAGCAUUCGAAAAGGGGAGGGGGUGUUUCCGCUGGGCGGGCAUCAGGAGCUUGAGGCUGCGGAUGAAGCCGGCGCCUGACAUGCCCAUUACUGAGUACAGGCUCGUGUUGCGAGGGACCGAGACGAGGACGAAUGACCAGGGCUGGGGUUACUUUAACCGGUACAGUAAACCAUGGAGGGAAGCAGACGAGAAAGAGGUUGGGGACAGAAGGCGGUGGUCGAGCGUUACGGGUCGGAGUGACAAGCAUGUUGACUUUUGAGCGGACACAUGCGUGUUUGGAGUCUGGACGGCGAUUUCCUGUCUAUCCCUGAGUUUACUAGAUUCACGGUCAAUGUUUCAUGUAGAGCGCUUCGACCGACCCCAUCCCUUUCC
This is a messenger RNA of Parathielavia appendiculata, 1580 nucleotides long. RefSeq lists its product as uncharacterized. Lineage: Eukaryota; Fungi; Ascomycota; Sordariomycetes; Sordariales; Chaetomiaceae. The coding region runs from base 331 to 1467 and encodes 378 amino acids. The transcript has 2 exons. The record is from RefSeq and is a predicted model, not a curated record.